Molecule: messenger RNA, 675 nt
Organism: Metarhizium album ARSEF 1941
Lineage: Eukaryota; Fungi; Ascomycota; Sordariomycetes; Hypocreales; Clavicipitaceae
Product: Ribosomal protein S18
Exons: 2
Coding region: 1-675 (224 amino acids)
Biological process (GO): translation
Cellular component (GO): ribosome
Molecular function (GO): structural constituent of ribosome
Source: RefSeq, a predicted model, not a curated record
AUGCCGGCACGACUCGCCUCGUGCGCCCUGCGCGCUCUAUGCCCUCCCCGGGCCGUCGUUCGCGCAUUCUCCUGCACACCCGCAGUCGCCUCUCCCCCCCGGGAGGCCCCCCAUCCUCCCUCCCAUCACCACAAAGCCCGGCCGCCAACGCCCUCGUCCAGCAGCAAUCUCCUCUCCAUGGGCGCCGACCGUCACAAGCGCAGCCCCCCUGUCCGCGCCAUGCGUCCCGGCGAAGCGGCUGCCAACAUGAUGAGCCGCUACACCGACAGUCAAAACAGGAGCAGGCUCGAGUCGAUCGAGGCGCUGAGGAAUUCCAAGAAUUCGGCAGACUACUUGAAGCAGAUGCCCAGGAGGUGGGAGGCUGGCGACGUGUAUUCGCCCCACGACUUGAGUCCCGUGGAAAUGCAGAAGUGGAGGAAGAGGUCGUUGAGGAGCAAUGACGUGGUGGACGCACUAGGCAUCAGGCCUUUGGACAUGUACAAGAACUUUUCUCUGGUGCAAGAGUUCACCACCUCGUCGGGUCAGAUUAUUCACUCGGCCGGCACGAGCUUGCGGCCCGUCAACCAGCGCAAGAUUGCAAAGAUGAUUCGUCGCGUUCAGGGGAUGGGCAUUUAUCCCACGAUUCACGAUCAUCCCGAAAUGAUUCGGGAUGACUUUUUCCCUGACAGGAGAUGA